UUUGUUGUAGUAACGUAUUUUUGAUUGUUUUUAUUAACAUCUCAUAGGUUUGUUUAUAUGUUUUAAAUGUUAAUAUUUUACAUGAGAAUCAAUAACUGUGUGGAAUAAUAAAAUCUACAAAAUGAGUGUAGUUAAUUCGGAUGGGAAUAUAUAUUUAGAACGUCUGCAUAAGAUUAUAGAAGAAAUCCCCUCGGGGGUCAGAGAUCACGAUUUUGAGACAAUCCUCAAAGUACAACAUUCACAAGAGUUGUUGAAAACUACUAACAAUAACAUCAUAUUUCCAGCUAAUCAGUGGUUAGAUAAUGUUUGGAAAAACUGUGAUGUUUCUAAAAAAUUGGAAGAAUUAUCAGAUGUUACUAAAAAUGUAGAUUCUGCUUGGAGACCUGUUACAGGAGAAGCUGAUGUAAAACCAUUACUUGCAAAUGUAUUAAGGGAAAGAAAAAAACGAUUGGAGCAAGAAAUUAAAAAAAUUCGGGAACAAUCUUUGGCUUUAAGAGAGAAUUUGAUGAAUUGUAAUUCGAUAUUGAAUAAUAAUGUUGAUAAGAUGAAGAAAUUUUAUCUAAGUGGUUUUGAAAACAUUGAAAAUAGCAUUCAAAACUAAUAAUUUAAACUUAUUUAAUUCCCUUGACAGUUUUUCAGGUGAUUUUAAAUUGUAAGAAUUAAAAUAAAGCAAUUUUUUCAAAAUAAUUUUUUUUUUAAUGGAAAACAGCUUUUUAGUCGCUUCGAUUACUUUUGGAGCGAAAACUGCGACGAUUUGAUGAUUUUCAGUAUCGACUCGAUCGAGUGGAAGUUCUAGAUGUGUCCCAAAGAUGGUGUGACAAGGUCCGGAAUAGCGGAGUAAUUAUAUUUCAAAAAAUAGGGACACAAAUUAAUGUUGAUGUAAAUAAAAUAUUGUGAAAAA
Messenger RNA from Diorhabda sublineata, 901 nucleotides. RefSeq lists its product as uncharacterized. The record is from RefSeq and is a predicted model, not a curated record. The coding region runs from base 122 to 601 and encodes 159 amino acids. Lineage: Eukaryota; Metazoa; Arthropoda; Insecta; Coleoptera; Chrysomelidae. The transcript has 3 exons.